Thlaspi arvense is the source of this 708-nucleotide messenger RNA. NCBI's taxonomy places the organism in Eukaryota, Viridiplantae, Streptophyta, Magnoliopsida, Brassicales, Brassicaceae. The record is from the annotation of a GenBank genome assembly.
AUGGGCAACCAAAAGCAGAAGGGUUGUAUGUACCAUUUGAAAGAUGCAAUUCUUGUUGGUGGGAGGCCAUUCAAUAAAGCUUAUGGCAUGAGCGUGUUAGAGUACCGAAGAACUGACACGAGAUUCAACAGCGUCUUCAACAAUGGGAUGUCUAAUCAUUCCACAAUCUUCAUGAAGAAGAUUCUCGAGACCUAUAAGGGUUUUGAUGGCUUGACUUCUGUGGUUGAUGUUGGUGGUGGCAAUUGUGCUACUCUCAAAAUGAUCGUCUACAAGUACCCUAACCUUAGAUGCAUCAAUUUUGAUCUCCCACAUGUCAUCAAAGAUGCUCCUUCGUAUCCCGGUAUUGAGCAUGUUGGAGGAGAUAUGUUUGUAAGUGUCCCCAAAGGUGAUGCCAUGAUCAUGAAGUGGAUAUGCCAUGCUCGGAGCGACGACCAAUGUAUUAAAUUCUUGAAAAACUGUUACCACGCGCUUCCAGAGAAUGGGAAAGUGAUAGUAGUUGAGUGUAUACUUCCAGAGAAUCCAGACUCAAGCCUCUUGACCAAACAAGCACUCCAUGCAGAUUGCAGUAUGAUGGCUCACAGUCCCGGAGGCAUAGAACGGACUGAGAAAGAGUUCGAGGCAUUGGCCAAAGGAUCAGGCUUUUGUGGCAUCAAAGUUGCAUGCAACGCUUUCGGUAUUCACAUCAUUGAGUUGCUCAAGAAGAUUUGA